AUGUCAUGGACUCAUAUGUACCUCUCCUCGCACCGAACGAGAUUGCUUUCUUUUCCUCUUGUCCCUUUCGAUCCUCUCCCUCCCUCCCCAAGGAAGGCCGGCGGCGCCAUGGUCGAGACGGCGUGGGAGCUCGCCGAGCUAUUCGUCCUCCGCCCCGUCCUCGCCAUCUCCUUCGCCCUCUCAUUCAUCCUCCUGAGCUGGUACGUCGCGUGGAGGACGGUGCUGGUGCACGUCCCGCUCGUGCAGGAGGUCGCCGGCCUGCGCCCGAAGAAGAAGCCCGCCAAGCCCAAGCCCCCCAACCGCGGCCGCAUCGGCAGGUUCUACCAGUCGCAGGCAGAAGCGCAGAGGGACACUAAAUUGGAAGGGACCUCUUAAGGAAUAAUCUUUGGGACUUUGAAGGAAGCCCUCAUCUCAUUCCAAUUCAGAAUGUUGUACAUCCAAUAUAUUGACAGAUUUUCUCUUUUAGGAGCAGAUGUCCACACACUUAUUUAGCUUGCAAACCCCAGAUACACAAUAAUGUAUCCACUGUAUAUUGCCCCUGUGUAAAGAUGCACAAUAAUGUAUCCACUGUAUAUUGCCCCUGUGUAAAAGUUAAGGAUGUUGUAAUAAGAUUGUACAUGCAUGUACUAGAAUAAAGACAGCACA
This is a messenger RNA of Triticum dicoccoides, 645 nucleotides long. RefSeq lists its product as uncharacterized. The transcript is spliced from 3 exons. The record is from RefSeq and is a predicted model, not a curated record. Bases 1 to 375 code for a protein of 124 amino acids. NCBI's taxonomy places the organism in Eukaryota, Viridiplantae, Streptophyta, Magnoliopsida, Poales, Poaceae.